UAAAGUGAAAUUUACUUUAAUUUAUUUUAUGAUUUUUAAAAUAAAAAAGAACAUUCAUUAUGAAUAGAAUAAUUGUAUUACUACUUGGAAUUCUAAUUGUCGAAACUGUCACUGAGACUGAGAAAAAAAAAACUGCAAACGUCAACUUGAUACCUCAUAAUGCCCAAAUAAGAAACGUAACAGGUAAACUAACUAUUGUUCAAAAUGAUGAUAAUUCUGUUCAUAUUACUGGAAAAAUAAGUGGACUUACAAAAGGAUUACAUGGUUUCCACGUACAUGAAAAAGGAGAUUUACGAAAUGGUUGCACAUCUACCGGUCCACAUUUUAAUCCUGAGAAUGUUACCCAUGGUGGACAAGAUAGUCCAAUAAGACAUGUCGGCGAUUUAGGUAAUAUUCGAGCAAACGCUAAAGGUGAAGCAGAUGUACAUAUCAAAGAUUUCAUUAUUUCUUUGACUGGAAAGAAUAAUAUUCUUGGACGUGCAAUAGUUGUUCAUUCUGGUGAAGAUGAUUUAGGAAAAGGAAACAGUAAUCUUUCUUCAACCACUGGAAACUCGGGAGAUCGUUGGGCUUGUGGUAUUAUCGAAGCUAACUAGAUUUCUCUGAAUUUGAUCCUUCAUUUGAUUCUAUAUUUAAAAUUUAGAAUUUAGGUUAAAGAUUCUCAAAUAUCUUAUAAAUAAAAUGAAAUAUAAAAUUUAAAAUAAAAAUAAUAAACUUCUAUUUGUUAUAUUAUAAA
This is a messenger RNA of Apis laboriosa (Himalayan honeybee), 733 nucleotides long. Its product is annotated as superoxide dismutase [Cu-Zn]-like. The record is from RefSeq and is a predicted model, not a curated record. The transcript has 4 exons. Gene Ontology annotation, molecular function: copper ion binding; superoxide dismutase activity. Lineage: Eukaryota; Metazoa; Arthropoda; Insecta; Hymenoptera; Apidae. Gene Ontology annotation, biological process: removal of superoxide radicals. The coding region runs from base 60 to 593 and encodes 177 amino acids.